Molecule: messenger RNA, 2160 nt
Organism: Canariomyces notabilis
Lineage: Eukaryota; Fungi; Ascomycota; Sordariomycetes; Sordariales; Chaetomiaceae
Product: cyclophilin-like protein
Exons: 1
Coding region: 80-1939 (619 amino acids)
Biological process (GO): protein peptidyl-prolyl isomerization; protein folding; protein polyubiquitination
Cellular component (GO): catalytic step 2 spliceosome
Molecular function (GO): ubiquitin protein ligase activity; peptidyl-prolyl cis-trans isomerase activity
Source: RefSeq, a predicted model, not a curated record
UGGAACUUUGGAUUCCACUGGUUCGGUUUGGUCCCCAUUCCAUCAUCAAUUAGAGACAUCAGCCCGCCUCAUCGCAAGCAUGGGGAAAGGCACCGACAAGCUCUACAUCACACACUCGGAGUGGUCGUCCUCAGAUGCGUACAGUGCCAGCGUCGGAGCGAAUGCGGGCUCCCGAGCGCAGCGCAGUGGCGGCGCCGCCCACGCAAGUUUCAAGCGACUGCCCUUCAACUUUUGCGCCGCCAGUCUCCAGCCCUUCAAGAACCCCGUCUGCACCCCGGACGGCACUAUCUUCGACGUCGAGGUCAUUAGCGCCUGGCUUGAAAAGCACAAAACCAACCCCGUCAAUGGGAAACCUCUCGUUGCGAAGGACCUGAUCCGUCUCAACUUUGCGCGCAACGCCGACACCGCCGCCGAGGGCAGUGCCGGCGACCGAAAUGGCGUCUCGACCGACGGCAAGGGCGACUUCAUCGACCCCGUCACGUUCAAGGUCUUCACCGACAACACGCACAUCGUUGCCAUCCGCCACGGUAACUACGCCAACGUGUUCGCCUGGGACACGGUCGAGCGCAUGAACAUCAAGGCCAAGAUGUGGCGGGACCUGGUUGACGACGUCGAGUUUGGCCGCAAGGACAUCAUCACCCUACAGGACCCGCAGAACGCAGCCAGCCGCGACCUCAGCCAGUUCAAGUACCUCCAGGACGGCCAGGACGCGCUCCCCACCCGCGAACAGGAGGAACAGCGCCAGCAGAGCAACAUCAACAUUGACGCGUUGGGCCGGAUAGGUGACAAAGUGCUGCGCGCAAAGGAAGCCGUGCAGCGGGCGCGUCAGGCCCGCGAGACCGGCGACGUCAAUCGCAUCACCAAGUCUCUGACAGCGACCUCCAAGCCCACCAACUCCUCCUCCACACAGCGACAACCCUCCCUCAUCCAAGAAAAGAAACUCGCGCCCAACGCGGCAGCCUACACGACCGGACUAGCGGCCGCCUCCUUCACCUCAACGGGGCUAACCCCCUCCACAUCCGGCGAGCGAGCGCUGCUCAGCGACGAGGAGUACAUGCUCAAGCCCAAACGUGUACGGCACAAGGGCUACUGCCGGCUAGAAACCAACCUCGGCCCACUAACCCUCGAACUCCACACCGAGACCGCGCCCAAAGCCGUCUGGAAUUUCAUCCGGCUCGCCCAAAAGGGUUACUACCGCAACCUCCGCUUCCACCGGUCCAUCCCCAACUUCAUGAUCCAAGGCGGCGACCCUACAGGCACGGGCCGGGGCGGGACCUCCAUCUGGGGCAAAAACUUUGCCGACGAGCUCGAAGGCCCGCAUACGCACGACGCGAGGGGGGUCGUCAGCAUGGCCAACAAGGGCAAAAACACAAACAGCAGCCAGUUCUUCAUCACCUACCGCCCCGCAAAACACCUCGAUCGGAAACACACUGUGUUCGGCCGUGUCGUGGACGGGGCUGAUUCCACGCUCACCCGCAUGGAGGCCGUCCCGACCGACAAGGACACCAACCGGCCGCUUGAAGACAUUGUGCUGAAGGAUGUAGUGGUGUUUGUCGAUCCAUUUGAAGAGUUCCUCAAGGAGAGGGACCAAAAGGAGGCUGAGAGCAAGGCAAAGGAGGUUGAACUGCGCCGUGGUGACAAGGAGGAUGACAGGACUACGUGGACGGGCAAGAGGAUACGUAGCAGCAGCGAUUAUGAUUAUGACGGGGGUCGGGGGGUUGGCGGGGAUGGUAGUAGUAAGCCUGUGGGCAAGUACCUCCAGAGUGCGCUGGCUAGGUCGGCGAUGCAGCAGCAGCUACAACAGCAAGAGGAGGAAGGGGAUGGGGAUGGGACGGGGGAUAAGAAGAAGAUCAUCAAUGAGGUGGAUACGUGGGAGGAACCGGUCAAGAAGAAAGUCAAGAUGGAAGGCCGAGGGUUUGGGAACUUUGACGGGUGGUGACUUACUUUGUACAAGUACAGUGAUUUACUUUGACGCAUCGCAUCGCAUUGCUUGGCGCAGGUCAGGUCAGGCCAGGUCAGGUCAGGAAAUGCGGCUGCUGGAGUGGAUGGACUGGAGCUGUUAUUUUUUUUCUGGGAUUCACAUAGUGCUACGACCAAGCAGCUGGUAUAUACUAUUUGACAGCAUACAAAUAUACAUGCAAAUCGGUAUCUUUCGUGUAU